This is a messenger RNA of Meleagris gallopavo (turkey), 3180 nucleotides long. NCBI's taxonomy places the organism in Eukaryota, Metazoa, Chordata, Aves, Galliformes, Phasianidae. The record is from RefSeq and is a predicted model, not a curated record.
AUGUAUCUCAAGGCGCCCUGGCAGCAGCUGCUCAUCAAGAGGGUAUUUUGUUGUUUGCAGAAACGCAAGUUGAGGUCAAAUGUUAGAGAAGAACUGGCCAAAAUCUUUCACGAAUCCUCUGAUGAUGAAUCCUUCUGUGGCUUUUCAGAAAAGAAAAUUGAAAGUGCUUUGAAACUGGAAUCUGAUUCAGAGAACAACAUCAGUGCUGACAGAGAGGCACCUCUGAGACUGAGGAAAUGCACUGUUCCUCUCAAAGUAGCCAUUAAGUUUCCACCUCGAAGAUCAGGAAGAAGGAAGGCUGAGGUGGAAUCUCUUCCUGAAGAUGUAAUGCCUGCUCCAGAUUCAGACUCCGAUUCUGAGGAAAAGGGCUCCCUGUUUUUAGAAAAGAGAGCUUUAAACAUCAAGGAAAACAAAGCAAUGCUUGCAAAACUAAUGGCUGAGUUGCAAAAUGUUUCUGGUAUUUUCAAUGGGAGAAGAUCACUGCCAACUGCCAAUAAUACACCAAAACGACUUCCAAGGCGCUCACUUCCCAGAAGUGCAUUGAGGAGGAACCCAGACCGAAGUUCUCGGCCUCACACGAGAUCCAGGUCCCUGAUUGAAGGCCCUCCUACUCCUUUACCAGAGGAGGAAGAUGAUGACCGAUACCUCCUAGUGAGAAGGAGGAAGAUAGCUGGUGAUGAUCUGGAGCAUGAUGCCCAAACUCCCAGGAGAGGUCACCGUGGUGCCAUGGCUCUUCCACACAUUGUGCGACCGGUUGAGGAGAUAACGGAGGAAGAGCUGAAUAACAUCUGUGGAUCUGCGAGAGAGAAAGUGUAUAACAGAACCCUGGGAACUACCUGUCAUCAGUGUCGUCAAAAAACCAUAGACACCAAGACCAAUUGUCGUAACUCUGAUUGCGUAGGAGUACGGGGGCAGUUCUGUGGGCCCUGCCUCCGCAAUAGGUAUGGGGAAGAUGUCAGAACAGCAUUGCUGGAUCCAACCUGGAGGUGCCCGCCUUGCCGUGGAAUAUGCAACUGUAGCUUCUGCAGACAGAGAGACGGCAGAUGUGCUACGGGUGUCCUGGUCUAUCUGGCCAAGUACCACGGCUAUGAUAAUGUCCAUGCCUACUUGAAAGGUCUGAAACAAGAACUUGGAAUGGAAGACUGAAGCUGUGACUGCCUUUGACUUGCGUACUCUUUCACCAGUGCCAUAAUAUUACCUGCAAUGAAUUGUUUAAUCAAAUGAGACUUCAAAGCCAGUGCCUUGGUUCCCUCCCCUUCUGGGUUUUUUAAAAAAGAAAAGCAUAUUGCAGUGCAAAUCAUGCUUUGAGAAACUGUUUAAUAGAGAUCUUUUCCCGCAGGCCAUUGUUUUCUUUUUAAACAACUUUUGCAAAACAAAAUGUGAGAUAGCAUCAGUCCCUGCUUUUAUGCCGGCAACUUUUUUUAUCCUGAAAGAAGAUGGGGGCUUUAAGCCAUUGGAGUUCUGUUCAUGCGUUGAUCUGUACCACAGGUUUAUUUGUGCUUUGAAGUUGGUGACAAAAAGAUAAGAAUAUUCUGAACAUUCAGGGCAUUGUUCCCCACAGAACUAAGUGGGGAAAGGUGUGUGUGCUUACCUCCUGGCCAACUUCUGCUGCAAUUGACUCUUACUGAAAAUAAAUGAUCAAACAGAAGCUAACAAUCCUCCAAAACAGCAAUUCAUUCAUAAGUUCAAAAAGGAAGGUCUAAAGGUUGCAGUUGAGCUAUCUCCAAGCAUUAACAUUUAGGUUUAUAGAGCGCUUGAAGUGCACAUUGGAUAUUUUGAAGGAGAUUCUCUAUUGAGUGAUUUAAAUUGCAGCAGAAGCAAUUAAGGGGUAAGCUCUUGUGUUCUGUGCUUUCUCAGACAAGUGAAGGCCACUGCUGGAAGCUCCUACUGCACCAGCACUGCUGUUAUGUAGUGGUGACUGAUCUGAGAAUGCGGGUAUGCCUCAUAAAGCAACCUCUUAAAUUUCUGUCGGUUUUUGGGUUCUCUUCUUAGUUGUCCUUUCCCUUCUCUUGCUGCCAACUGCAGUAAUGCUUCUGUGCUGUCAGCCUGGGGCUUAACCAAGUAGAGGAGUAGUUGAUGUAGUCAUUGGCCAAUGGCAAGUGGGUGAACGGUGGUGACUUGUUGAACGCUACCAGGAGAAGGGUCAGUGACAAAUGGUCAUUCAGUUUUCUUUUCCCUAUGAGCAAAAACAGAAAGCAAAAGCUUUCCAAGCUACAAUCCAGCUUAAAAUGAAUUAUUCCUUGGCUUGUGUAGAGAAGCACAAACAUGGAUAAUGUUCUCAAGUGACGUGCCCCAGGUGUGGUAACAGAUGAGGAAGAACAAUUGAUGGAAAAGGCUUUUAAAAAUGAAUAAAAAAAGGAGAUGGGUGCAGUUUGUGAGCACUUAAAAAUGUUGCUGGCACUGUGGUCUCUUUAACAAUCUGUCCAUACUUCUAUUCAUUUGUGGCUCUGUGUGAAUGUAGAAGGGUAUUUUGUGUAAUGUUGUUAAUGGAGCACGUGUGCAGCAAAACUGAGCUGAAGAAUACCUGGUGUUGUGUGGACAGCAUCUUCUAAAUGCUGUAGAAUAGAAGGUAACAUGAAAACUAACUGGAGAGCCACAGUGAAUACAUGCGCUUAGUUUGGUCAUGGCAGAAUGCAAUGUUGUACGUAAUGUACAGUUGAGUAGUAGGAAGAGUCAGCUUGGAUUUACUGAGCACUAGAACAAAACACAGCUUCUGACCCUUCUGUUUGCACAGUAUUUGCGCUCUGUAUAUAACGAACCUUUUUGUACCUUUUUAUACCUUUCUGGGAAUUAGAACAGUGUGGGAGAAGGAGGACCUUGCAAACAGAAUAUGUUUGUCUAAGACUUGCAGAUCUGGUUUAUAAAUCACCUGUGCUGUUGAGAAUCUCCCAUCCCCUGCUCCCAUAGUGUGACUAGAUGUGCAAUCUUGGGUAGAGUGUGCCGUGUUCUCCAGGUUCAUCUCUUGAAGAAGGAACUCUACAAGUACAUGUUCUGACAGAUAAGAGUGAUUCUUUUUCUAAUUGCUGUGCUUCCCUUCUGAUUGCUGGAGUGUGGAAGAACUGUGCUGAAAGCUAAUGCUUGUGCUGUGUCCUGAAGACUGCUGUAUUUAGAUUUCUUCCCAUUGACAAAUUUCUGUAUGAAGGUUUUUAUUUUAAAAAUAAAACUUUUUCUCAGUUAAAA